Molecule: messenger RNA, 5796 nt
Organism: Capsicum annuum
Lineage: Eukaryota; Viridiplantae; Streptophyta; Magnoliopsida; Solanales; Solanaceae
Product: pleiotropic drug resistance protein 1-like
Cellular component (GO): membrane
Molecular function (GO): ABC-type transporter activity; ATP binding; ATP hydrolysis activity
Source: RefSeq, a predicted model, not a curated record
UUUAUUAGAGUCGGAGAGUAAAAGGCCUUCAAAAUGGACCAAAAAAGUUUAAGUAUGAGAAGGAGCAUAAGGGUGAAUAGCAAUUCUAUUUGGAGAAAUAGUAAUGAUGUAUUUAAUCGUUCAUCGAGAGAUGAAGAUGAUGAAGAGGCACUUAAAUGGGCUGCACUCGAAAAGCUCCCAACUUUUGAUCGUUUAAGAAAAGGGAUUUUGCUUGGUCCACAAGGUGUAGCUAAUGAAGUUGAUAUACAUGAUCUUGGGAAGCAACAGUCUAAGGAUUUGAUUGAUAGGCUUGUCAAAGUUGCUGAUGAAGAUAACGAGAAGUUCUUGUUGAAACUUAGAGAUAGAGUUGACAGAGCUGGGAUGGUUUUGCCAUCAGUAGAAGUAAGAUAUGAGCAUCUAAAUAUCGAAGCAGAUGCAUAUGUCGGAAGUAGAGCUUUGCCUACAUUUACAAACUUUAUUACUAAUUUUCUUGAGACAAUUUUGAACUCUCUCCAUAUUCUACCGAAUCGAAAGAGAAAACUCACAAUUCUUAAUGAUGUGAAUGGUAUCAUUAAGCCAUGCCGAAUGACUUUGCUUUUAGGACCUCCAAGUUCUGGCAAAACGACUCUAUUAUUAGCUUUGGCCGGAAAGCUUGAUGGUAAGACAUGAUUUAAGUAAUAUAUACUGAGAGUUUCUGGGAAAGUAACCUAUAACGGACAUGAAAUAAAUGAAUUUGUGCCACAGAGAACAGCUGCUUAUAUUAGCCAGUAUGAUUUACACAUUGGAGAAAUGACUGUGAGAGAAACCUUGGAAUUCUCUGCUAAAUGCCAGGGCACCGGCUCUCUUUAUGAUAUGUUGGUUGAACUGUCAGGAAGAGAGAAAGCAGCUAAAAUCAAGCCAGAUCCUGAUAUUGAUAUCUUCAUGAAGGCAGCAGCAGCGAAGGGACAAGAAGCCAGUUUUGUUACAGAUUAUGUUCUUAAGCUUUUGGGACUGGAUAUUUGUGCAGAUACUAUGGUGGGAGAUGAAAUGAUAAGGGGUAUUUCAGGUGGACAAAAGAAGCGUGUGACAAUGGGUGAAAUGCUCGUUGGACCGUCGAAGGCACUUUUCAUGGAUGAAAUCUCAACUGGAUUGGAUAGUUCCACUACUUACUCAAUAGUGAACUCUCUAAGACAAUCAGUGCAAAUCUUGAAUGGAACUGCUGUGAUAUCUCUCUUGCAGCCAGCACCUGAGACCUACAACUUGUUUGACGACAUUAUUCUAUUAUCAGAUGGGAAAAUUGUCUAUCAGGGACCUCGAGAGGAUGUCCUUGGCUUCUUUGAGUCCAUGGGUUUCGAAUGUCCCAAUAGAAAGGGCGUGGCCGACUUCUUGCAAGAAGUGACUUCUAAGAAAGAUCAACAGCAAUAUUGGGUGAGGAGUGAUGAAAUUUACCGGUAUAUCAUGUCAGAAGAAUUUGCUGAUGCAUAUCAAUCAUCCCAUGUUGGAAGGAAACUCAGAGAUGAGCUUGCGGCAUCAUAUGACAAGAGUAGAAGCCAUCCUGCUGCUUUGUCAACCCAAAAGUACGGUAUAGGAAAAAAACAGCUCUUAAAGGUCUGCACUGAACGAGAACUCUUGCUGAUGAAGAGAAACUCAUUUGAUUACAAAUUCAAGUUCACUCAGCUUUUAAUUAUGGCACUCAUAACAAUGACCCUUUUUUUCCGAACUGAAAUGCCCCGUUAUUCUAUUGAAGAUGGAGGAAAAUAUGCUGGUGCCCUCUUUUUUAUUGUCACUAUGAUUAUGUUUAAUGGACUGUCUGAAAUCGCCAUGACAAUUUACAAACUUCCUAUCUUCUACAAGCAAAGGGACCUUCUCUUUUACCCUUCAUGGGCUUAUGCAACGCCCUCAUGGAUAUUCAAAAUCCCUAUAACAUUUGUUGAAGUUGGCCUUUGGGUGUUUGUCACUUACUAUGUCAUCGGAUUUGAUCCGAGCCCUGUAAGAUUGUUCAAACAUUUCUUGCUACUCAUACUAGUAAAUAUGAUGGUGUCGGGAUUGUUCCGCUUCAUUGGUGCUGCUGGAAGGACCAUGGGAGUUGCUAAUACAUUUGGAUUGUUUGUUCUGCUUUUACAAUUUGUAUUGGGUGGGUUCGUUCUUUCACGAGGUAUAUUUGUUGAUUUAUGUGUUUGUAGAAGCUUAUAUCUUGCUUAUACCGACUAUUUUCAACAGUCUAUUGCUAACGUUGUAGAUGAUGUGAAGAAAUGGUGGGUAUGGGGUUACUGGUCUUCACCGAUGAUGUAUUCUAUGAAUUCAAUUCUUGUGAAUGAAUUUGAUGGGAAAAAGUGGAAACAGAUUGCUCCAAAUGGAACUGAUUCAUUUGGAGCUGUAGUUGUAAGAUCUCGAGGGUUCUUCCCAAAUGCAUACUGGUAUUGGAUAGGUAUCGGUGCACUUAUUGGAUUCACAAUCGUCUUUAACAUUUGUAGUCUUGCACUUGCUUACCUCAAACCAUUUGGUAAGCCGCAAGCUAUAAUAUCAGAAGGCAGCGAUGAUGCCAAAACAACGAGCAUUGAGAAAGAAGUGUCCAAUAGUGAAGACCGGAAUAAGAAAAAGGGAAUGGUUCUUCCCUUUGAAUCGCAUUCCAUCACCUUCGAUAAAGUUGUAUACUCUGUUGACAUGCCUCAGGAAAUGAAAUAUCAAGGUGCCACUGAAGAUAGAUUGGUACUUCUGAAAGGUGUAAGCGGAGCUUUCAGGCCCGGUGUUUUGACAGCUUUGAUGGGAGUUAGUGACGCUGGGAAAACAACAUUGAUGGAUGUACUGGCUGGACGAAAAACAGGAGGAUACAUUGAGGGUAGUAUCAAGAUCUCUGGCUAUCCUAAGAAGCAAGAAACAUUUGCACGUAUAUCCGGAUACUGUGAGCAGAAUGAUAUCCAUUCACCUUAUGUUACAGUUUAUGAGUCAUUAGCGUACUCAGCUUGGCUCCGUUUAUCUCAUGAAGUUGAUGAAAAGACCAGAAAGAUGUUUGUCGAGGAAGUAAUGAAACUCGUGGAGCUUACACCAUUAAGAUCAGCCUUAGUUGGUUUGCCAGGAGUCAGCGGUCUCUCAACCGAGCAACGCAAAAGGUUGACUAUUGCAGUAGAACUAGUGGCAAACCCCUCAAUCAUUUUCAUGGAUGAACCAACUUCGGGGCUGGAUGCGAGAGCUGCUGCAAUCGUGAUGAGAACUGUUAGGAACACUGUUGACACGGGAAGAACUAUUGUCUGUACCAUCCAUCAGCCUAGUAUCGACAUUUUUGAAGCUUUUGAUGAGCUAUUUCUAAUGAAACGAGGAGGAAAAGAGAUAUAUGUUGGUCCAUUAGGUCGCCAUUCUUGCCAUCUGAUCAAUUACUUUGAGUCAAUUCGUGGGUUAAAUAAAAUACAAGAUGGCUACAACCCAGCAACUUGGAUGUUAGAAGUCACAACCCCGGCUCAGGAAAUGACGUUGGGAGUUGAUUUUACUGAUUUAUACAAGAAAUCAGACCUUUACAGGAGGAACAAAGCAUUGAUUAGUGAACUUAGCGUGCCUCGUCCUGGGACAAAAGACCUAAAUUUCGACAAUCAAUACUCACAACCAUUUUGGACCCAAUGUAUGGCUUGUCUUUGGAAGCAACAUGGGUCUUAUUGGCGUAAUCCUGCUUAUACUGCAGUCAGAUUUAUCUUUACAAUCAUCAUCGCCUUGGCCAUCGGGACAAUGUUCUUGGAUCUUGGUACCAAAGUGGAUAAAAGUCUAGAUCUAUUCAACGCUAUGGGGUCAAUGUAUGCUCCUGUUUUCUUCAUUGGUUUUCAAAAUACAGCAUCAGUGAUGCCUGUUGUAGCCGUUGAACGUACAGUAUUUUACAGAGAAAGAGCUGCUGGAAUGUAUUCUGCCAUCCCUUUUGCCUUUGGACAAGCUUUCAUUGAACUCCCGUAUGUCUUUGCGCAAGCUGUUACCUAUGGUGUUAUCGUCUAUGCUAUGAUUGGAUUUGAAUGGACAGUGACCAAGUUCUUUUGGAACUUGUUCUUCAUAUAUUUCACUCUCUUGUACUUCACCUUCUACGGUAUGAUGACCAUUGCUGUUACCCCAAAUCAAAAUGUCGCGCAAAUUGUCUCUACCUUCUGCUCUUCAAUGUGGAAUCUUUUCUCAGGAUUCAUUGUUCCACGACCUCGUAUGCCCAUAUGGUGGAGGUGGUACUAUUGGGCUUCUCCUGUUUCCUGGACAUUGUAUGGUUUACUCGCAUCGCAAUUUGGAGACCUCCAAAACAAAAUUAGUGAUACCGAUGAAACUGUGGAACAAUUCUUGAGACGUUACUUCGGGUUCAAGCAUGAUUUUCUUGGAGUAGUUGCAGUUAUGACUCUUGCGUAUGCCGUUGUUUUUGCCUUCAUAUUUGCUUUUGCUAUUAAAGUAUUUAACUUCCAGAAAAGAUAGAAGACAAGAAUGUUUACCUGCAGAAGAUCUAUAUGACUAGAACUGAAAUAGAAAUGGAGAAUUAAACUAUUGUAUACCACUUUGAGAAUUGUAUGUUUUCUACGACAACAUAUAUAUUACACAAGGAGUACCAUAUUAGGCAACUGAAUUAUCUCGUGACUUUAUAUACGUGCAAAAUUAUCACGACCCGAGCUGGGGCCCUGGCCGCGACGGGCAUCCGAACCAUUAAGGCUUACAUAUACCCCGCCUUACGACCCGAGUCGGGGCCCUGACGGCGAUAGGCAUCCCGAACCAUCAAGGCUUAGAUACACCUCCCCUUAUCGACUCAGCAUCCGCCUUACAUACAUCCCCCUUAUGGAUUCAACAUCCUCGCUUAGGUUUGCCCCACCGAAUGGGAUUUGCCUACACUCAGGAUUGAAGUUUUUCCCAUCGAAUGGGAUUUGCCUAGACUCCCGAGCCGGGGCCCUGGCCACGACAGGCAUCCCGAACCAUCAGUUGGGAAAGAUAGGGGCACUAUGAAAGAGCCCGACAGGGUAGCAGCAGAAGAAUACCCAAGUUUAAACUUUCCCUUCCAAUUUGAACUAAGAGGAGACAAGCAAACCAAGAAUAACAAAGUAAUAUGGCAGCAAAAGAAUUACCACACAAAUACGAUAGGGUAAGAAUAAAGGCAAUCACACAAGACACCAAAUUUACGUGGAAAAUCCUUUGAUGUGAAGAGUAAAAAACCACGGGACCAAACCUCCACUAUAAUCACCAAAUAGUUACAAUAUUGUUCUCCAAAAUGGCCACAAAACAAAUGCCAAACAAUAAGAAACAAUACAUAAACCACAGUAGCAAACACUAGAGAAAUAAAAGAGUGAAAACACAAAAAACACAGCUACUAUUCGGGAAUGAAGAACAGGAGCUACAGGCCACCAAAUCCACCUCCAUCAGUUCCUAAUCAAAGAUUGAGAUGAGAGGAACAAGCUGUCCAAAAUUCAGCUCAAUUAACAAGAAAGGAAGCGGGAAUCGCAAUUUAAAGUUGCCAGUUGUGGCUGAAAUUUGGGGUGCGAAAAUCUGCACUAUUUUUCUCUCUUUGGCUGCUGAAAACUCUCUUUUGUAAUGGUGAAUAAGACCUAAAAAGAUCAAUAUAUAUGACCUAUAGUAAUGGGCCUAUGGAAAAAAGUGGGUUGGUCCAAAUUGGGCUUCAUUUAUCCACAUAGGAAGGAAAAAAAGAUCCAAUAACCCAACAAUUCUCCCCCUCCCAACUUUGGGGAGGAGACCAUCAUCCCGGCGAUCAUGAAACAAUCUUCAAACUUCCCUCUUGGCAAAGAUUUAGUCAUCAUGUCGGAACCAUUAUCAUCCGUAUGAAUCUUCUCAAGUUCAAUCAACUUAGAAUCCAACAUAUCCCGAAUCCAAUGGUAUCUC